This is a messenger RNA of Dovyalis caffra, 858 nucleotides long. The record is from the annotation of a GenBank genome assembly. Lineage: Eukaryota; Viridiplantae; Streptophyta; Magnoliopsida; Malpighiales; Salicaceae.
AUGGGUAAUCUAUUUUGUUGCAUACAAGUUGAUCAGUCCACAGUAGCUAUCAAGGAGAAAUUUGGAAAGUUUGAUGAAGUACUUGAUCCUGGAUGUCAUUGCCUUCCUUGGUUUCUUGGCAGCCAGCUCGCAGGCCUUCUGUCUCUGAGGCUGCAGCAGUUGGAUGUUCGUUGUGAGACCAAGACAAAGGACAACGUUUUUGUCACUGUUGUUGCAUCUAUUCAAUACCGUGCCCUGGCAGACAAGGCAAGUGAUGCUUUCUACAAACUUAGCAACACAAGGGCUCAAAUCCAGGCCUAUGUUUUUGAUGUGAUAAGGGCCAGUGUCCCAAAGCUUAAUCUUGAUGAUGCUUUUGAGCAGAAGAAUGAGAUUGCCAAAGCUGUGGAAGAUGAACUUGAAAAGGCUAUGUCUGCUUAUGGAUACGAGAUUGUGCAAACGCUAAUUGUUGAUAUAGAACCAGAUGAGCAUGUGAAGCGGGCAAUGAAUGAGAUCAAUGCAGCUGCAAGAUUGAGGGUGGCGGCUAAUGAGAAGGCAGAGGCUGAGAAGAUUCUACAAAUCAAGAGAGCUGAGGGUGAGGCUGAAUCAAAGUAUCUCUCUGGACUGGGUAUUGCUCGCCAGCGACAAGCUAUUGUGGAUGGCUUGAGAGAUAGCGUUUUGGGCUUCUCUGAGAAUGUGCCAGGGACCACUGCAAAGGAUGUCAUGGACAUGGUGCUGGUCACCCAGUAUUUUGACACAAUGAAGGAAAUUGGUGCUUCCUCUAAAUCCUCUGCUGUGUUUAUUCCUCAUGGACCUGGUGCAAUCCGUGAUGUUGCUACUCAGAUUCGAGAUGGACUUCUUCAGGCUUCAGCCAACCAGUAA